Molecule: messenger RNA, 2014 nt
Organism: Dendroctonus ponderosae (mountain pine beetle)
Lineage: Eukaryota; Metazoa; Arthropoda; Insecta; Coleoptera; Curculionidae
Product: SID1 transmembrane family member 1-like
Exons: 5
Coding region: 133-1440 (435 amino acids)
Cellular component (GO): membrane
Source: RefSeq, a predicted model, not a curated record
UAUUCUAAUCAGUGAACCACAACAUCGGAAAUCACUUUAAACACCUAUUUUGAGCAAUUGAAGUUUUAUCAACCGCCUUCCAGUGAGAUUGAACGUUCUCGGAUUCUUCCAGGUGUCCCAGCUAGUAUAGAAAUGAAAAAUGUCCACUUCUAUGCCAUUCUGGUACUGCUAGGAUCAAUCGCAGUGUCCGACUUAAGCGGCCUGGUCAUCAUCAAUGAAACUGCACAGUUUGAAACCGAGAAGACCAUCCAACUUAGUGCACGCAACGAGUUUGUCCUGACUUAUCCACCAUCAAGUGCGUCCAACCCCUACACAGUGAGAGCCUGGUCAUCAGAUGCCACCAGAGAUCUACCAAUACUGUUGGUUGCGCGACAAGCCCGGCAGGUUUCUUCUUGGACAGUUCCUCAGGUCAUCGAAACUAGUCAUAGUAACAAAUCGAUGCUCUUCUACAACACUUCGAAGACUCUCUGCCAUGAUGACAUGCAAUCCAUCAUAAACUAUGAAGAAUCCAGCUUUUCUGUGGGUCCUCUAGUUCUCACCCAGACCUUUAUUGUGGCCAUCUCCACAUCGUCGCCCACCAACGUCUCAGUCACGAUAAUACUGGAGGAGGAGCGGGACUUUUUCAUGAAACGAGACAUCGACUAUACUGUUAUGGUUUCUCCAUCGCAGUCGAGAUAUAAAUAUUUUGCCUUUGAUGAGAAUUGCACGGAUACGGUUGUGAUCGAGGUGGAUUCUACCGACGAUGUCUGUCUUACCAUUUCGGUGCAGGACAGUGCGUGCCCCGUUAUGGACACGAAUAAGGACAUUAAAUAUGAAGGCACCUAUCAAACGGUUAAUAAGAAAGGGGCCAUUACAAUUGCGAAAAGGAGAUACCCGGCAGGGUUUUUCUUGGUAGUGGUGGCAAAACCCGACGACUACGAAUGCAGCCAGGAAAGUUCCAUUAUUCCGAUGAUUCGGUCCGCCUCAGUAAUGGAAAACACCAUCAUAUCGACCGUUACAUUUAAUAUAAGGGAAAGCAUCAGUACUCAUGACUAUAUUUUAGCCAGCAUGGGUACUUUGACGGUAGUUGCGGCCUUUGGGCUCCUGUUUACGGGAAUUGUGUUCGUUUUCAACCGAUUCGGAACAAUCUCACGCCUGAAGCCUGAAAGUAAGUUAAUUGGGCCGAAGAAGAAGAUCGAAGAUCACAGAAGUUUCCCCUGGAAGUGGGUUUUUGAUGGAAACCUCUCCAAAAAUUUCGCUUGCAACCCCUGGGGGAACUUAAGACGUUUCUGGUCAAUCGGUGAAAUGCGCUUAUUGCCGAGCAAAACUGAAAAUUUCGAGUUUUUCAACAGUUUUAAGACUAUUUACUUUGAGAUGAGCGCUUUCGGUCUUUAUUCCUUAAUUUUUAAAUCCCGAUUUUGUUAUUUCAAAGUGUUGACUAAAAAUAUUUCUUACGCGUAAGCCAACGAUAAAUCAUUAAAAACCUCAUGACUUAGUAAGAAAAAUCUGGGGCAACUACGAAUCUUUGUAUCUAUCAGUUUAUACAAUGGAAAACCAAUAGAAAGUUGGCCAUGACUCCUUUGACGUUUCGCUCGCACGCAUGGUUGGCAUCUUCAGAGGUGUGAUCACUUCGGCUGCUCAAGGUGAGGCGGAAAAUUAAACAAUCAGGAAAGGACGGAUUACAUUCGCCGCCGAGGCGAACAAACCCCUGAAGAGACCAACCAAUUGAAUAUUGGGUCUGUAGAAUUGAUUAGAAAAAGACUUUUUAAAGAUUAUUUAUAAUAAUUUGAAAGAAGUUUCAGGAGAAACUUUUUUCGCGGCCUCUGAAAAGAAAUGAAGAUUCGUAUGUUGAAAAUUUUCGGCAUUUUUACAAAUUUUGAAAAUAUUCUGGUAAGUUUUGAUGUUUAAGUACGUUCACUAGGUAUAUGAGAAAAAUACUCAAAGGCUUUGAAAAUGCGUAUUUAAGUAUAAGUAAUUAUAUAUGCAAAAUCAUCGUUUUUUCCACAAAGUCUUUAUUUUAUUUUUACCAAUUUAU